Molecule: messenger RNA, 1327 nt
Organism: Plectropomus leopardus (leopard coralgrouper)
Lineage: Eukaryota; Metazoa; Chordata; Actinopteri; Perciformes; Serranidae
Source: RefSeq, a predicted model, not a curated record
UCUCCAAACGCUGCGUCAACGUGUGGACAAGUCCAAAGGUUGGUUUGCAUUAACGAGAAGUUACGGUUGCUGAUGAUUGGGAGGGGUUGAAGAACCGAUGCAUGGUACUAUUUCCGACAGUAUCUGAACGCAGCACCUUUUUCCCGUUGAUUUUUUUUUUGGCGUAAUGUAAUCUGUACCUAUGCGCACCGGUGCGGCUGCGUCACCUAAAACACCAGGACCCGGAAUAAACGGAUAAGAAAUGGUUCUCACAAUAAAAGAGGCUAUAAAAAAUGCGCUGUCGGACCUGAGGAAAAACAACUUUCUGAAGUUUUGUCACCAGCUGCGGGACCGCAGAGAGGAGCCGUGCGUCAGCGUCAGUGAUGUGGAGGACAAAAGUGUACUGCAGAUCACAGACCUGCUGGUCUCAACUUUCACCGAGACCAAAGCUCUUCAGGUGACUGUGGAUAUACUGAGACAGAUUAACUGCAACCAGGAGGCCGAGACGCUGUAUUCAAAAACCAGAAUCUGUUUCGAUAAAGGUGACCCUAUCUUCCGUAAGACCUCAGCCGGGGAGUUGGAGACGAAGCGCUCACAGGAAGCUUCAAACCAGGCAGCUUCAAACCAGGCAGUCAGAUGGUCACGUUCUCAAGCUUCUUGUUGGAAAAAUCCAGAGGAAGUGGAGGCUGAGGCAAAGGCCAGCGUCGUCUCUGAGGGCGGGGACCCUCGUAUUGAAAGGCUCGUGUUGAGCAGGUUUAAGAUUCAGUUUGGCCAGUACAAAGGUCAAACCUUCAAAUGGCUGCUGGAGAAUGAUUUGAGCUGGGUCGCUUUUUUGGUGGCGAGCCACCAGAAGGAGCGAGAGGACUCAAUGUCUCGGGAGCCGCUGAUGGUCCACAAGGACUCCUUGAUCCAAUAUGCGAUCGCUUACCCCGAGGUUUUGAAAGAAGUCCGAUUUCAAAACGAAUACAAAGCUGCAGCUACAAAGAGACAAAAAUGUCAGAAACGGGUCCAGCCCCGCAGCGCCUCAGGGACCGCACAGAAGAGGCGGAAAAGGAGCUAGAGGUCGUCGCAUCCCUAACUGUCCCGUUAGUGACCAACCGUCGCUGUCUUUGGAAGUCCGUGUCCUGUCCUCCUGCAGCAGACAAAAUAAUAAAUGAGCAAAAAGUUGUUAGUAUGAGCUGUUUUCUCCAGUAUCAGUAGAGCAUUAACCAUUAUUUUAUUUUAUUUAUAUUAUUAUUUUGAAGGGAGUUUUUAAUCCAAGGGCCUAAAUGUAAAUUGUGCUGGAUUCUGCAAUUUUUUUGGGGUGGUUUCAUUUUUUAUUACAUGAAUAAAAUUGGAUUGACUCAAA